Messenger RNA from Seriola dumerili (greater amberjack), 2655 nucleotides. RefSeq names its product NK6 homeobox 2 (gene nkx6-2). Bases 378 to 1229 code for a protein of 283 amino acids. The record is from RefSeq and is a predicted model, not a curated record. Gene Ontology annotation, molecular function: RNA polymerase II cis-regulatory region sequence-specific DNA binding; DNA-binding transcription factor activity, RNA polymerase II-specific. The transcript is spliced from 3 exons. Gene Ontology annotation, cellular component: nucleus. Lineage: Eukaryota; Metazoa; Chordata; Actinopteri; Carangiformes; Carangidae. Gene Ontology annotation, biological process: cell differentiation; regulation of transcription by RNA polymerase II.
GAGAAGCCGACCCUUUAAUGGUUCCCAUCAAAACCACUAAAAACAUCAUCAGAUCGUCCGACUUCCGCGAGGAUUCUUGUGGCGGGCGCAUGCAGCCACCUCCCAGCUGACACACUCCGACCAAAACAAACACGGGGAAAGACAUUUUGGGAGUUUGACCGAGCUCUUCGCUUCCCAAGAGAGAAGAAGUUCGCUUUUGCUCAAGUUUUCUAACAUUUCAAGAGUCUUCUUCCUCAUCCCGGAUACUUUUUGAGAAGGCGACAGAAGUGGUCUGGCUCCUGAAUAUCACCGGUCCGCUCUGCGCCUUUAUUUUCUCCUGUUAAUUGAUUUUUAUUUCCCGUUUUUAUCCAAGCGUGUUUGGUGGUUCAUGUUCACAAAUGUUAGCGGUCGGGCAGAUGGAGGCUAACCGGCAGAGUGCUUUUGUCCUGGGCAGCACCCCGCUGGCGGCGUUGCACAACAUGACCGAGAUGAAGACGUCCCUGUUCCCGUACGCGCUGCAGCAGAGCCCGGCGAGUUUCAAGGCACCUACGCUGUCCAACCUCAACUCCCAGAUCUCCGGGGGGACUCCGCACGGAAUAAGCGACAUCCUGGGGAGACCCAUCACCACGGCCGGACAGCUGCUGUCCGGGUUCCCCAGGAUAAACGGCCUGGCCACCACCGCAGCCGCCGCAGCAGCGGGGAUGUACUUCAGCCCGGCGGUGUCGCGGUACCCGAAGCCCCUGGCUGAGCUGCCGGGGAGGGCGCCCAUCUUCUGGCCCGGGGUGAUGCAGGGGUCUCCCUGGAGGGACCCGCGGGUUCCCUGUCCAACUCAGGCUAACAUAAUGAUGGACAAGGACGGCAAGAAGAAACACUCCAGACCCACUUUUUCAGGACAGCAAAUUUUCGCACUGGAAAAAACUUUCGAGCAGACAAAAUACCUGGCAGGUCCGGAGAGAGCCCGCCUGGCCUACUCUUUAGGAAUGACCGAGAGUCAAGUCAAGGUCUGGUUUCAGAACAGAAGAACCAAAUGGCGGAAGAGACACGCUGCAGAAAUGGCCUCGGCCAAGAAGAAACACGACUCUGAGACAGAGAAGAUGAAGGAGAGCUCGGAUAACGAGGAGGACGACGAGUACAACAAACCACUGGACCCAAAUUCAGACGACGAGAAAAUCACGAGACUGUUGAAAAAGCACAAGGCCACCAACCUGGCGCUGAUCAGCCCCUGCAGUAACAGCUCGGACACUUUGUGAUGCCCACAGCUGGGGGCCAAAGUGGGGGGCCAAAGGGUCCAACAGAGACUUGUCGCACUCUUUGGGACCCCCUUUUCACCUGACUCCACGAACAUGCGUCUGAGGGAAUCGCAUUUUGCUCAGACAAAACAUAAAAACCAAGUGUGCGUAAAGACGCACUGAAGACACGCUCACCAAAACGUGGCCAGAGACGCAGUCGGCUGCACCCAAACCAACUCACAGACACUGUAUUCACGGAGAUAUAACUCCCGUUAGAACUGGACUGCCAGCAGCCUGAUGAUGACGAGUUCAUGUCAGUUAAAAGGACACAAACACUGGAUGAGGAAUUGGUGUUUUUACGCAUACAACUGGAGUUUUAACAACAGGUGUAAAUGUAAACAAAAUAUAACGUACAAUCCGGAUCAGUGUUGGACUCAUUACUUUGACUCCACAAGUAAUGGUGCUUCACUUCACUUAUGCAGUGUAAUUCAUGACACUUGUUACAUUAUUUUCUUAACACCUCUACCCAACAUGUGUCACCUUGAAGUCAGACAGGCCUUUACCUUUGCCACAGUGAGACUUUUGAAUAUUCCUAUUAACUGAUUAUAUAAUUGUCAGCACUGGUAAUAGUAACACAUUUUCAUCUGACGGAAAAUUACAUUAUUGCCUGUCCUUUUUCAUUCUGCAGUGAAGUGAACACAAUUCUUAGAUAAUUCAGCUUUAAUGUGAUUUUUAUUAUUUUUUUGGUUUAAACAAAAUCCACCAUUUUCUUAUGUAGUUUUGAGAGGUGGCUGUAAGCUUUUAGUAGAACUGAUUUAUUAGCAGCCAGCACUGAUCCGGAUCCCAGGCGCAUGUUUAAAAAGGCAGGUGUAAAUGGGGCCUGUGAUGCUUCUAAAGCUCAGUUUAACCAGGGUAUCCACUGUCCUAGAAGGCGAGAGAAUAAAAUGUUUUGAGAGGGCGCAGACCUGAGAUGAAUGAAUGAAUGAUUUGUGCUGUAGCCUAAAGAUGAAAAUGUACGUGAGAUUGUAUAUAUUUUUUACUGAAUAAGUUAUGUUGUUUUAACGAGUGGAAACGUGGCAGCCUUUCUUCCCUCCGCAGUCCUGACGCGCUUAUCCCCCCUCAGAUAAACCUGCUGCUUGGUUUUUAUUCCUGCAGAGUAAAUGUCGCCCCUUUUCUCCACGUUUUACAAUUCUCUGUUCAGUCCCGGCACACACGUGUAUAGACGCAAAAUGCUGUAAAUAAUCACUGUAAAGAAAAACAGCUUGUUUUAACGACGUCCCAUCAGUACACACUUUUCUUUGGAUUUCAUUUGAAAGAGUCUUUAUGUUUUUACCUCAUCAUCACACAGCGGAACAGAAACCUGGACCAUCGUUAAUGUUGGAAUUAAAGAGAGUAUUAUUGCUUCCGGGAAGGUUAUAGGAAGAAAAAAAAAACACUUUGUAUUAUG